Messenger RNA from Sander lucioperca (pikeperch), 2853 nucleotides. RefSeq names its product glycerophosphodiester phosphodiesterase domain containing 4a (gene gdpd4a). The record is from RefSeq and is a predicted model, not a curated record. Gene Ontology annotation, biological process: lipid metabolic process. Gene Ontology annotation, cellular component: membrane. NCBI's taxonomy places the organism in Eukaryota, Metazoa, Chordata, Actinopteri, Perciformes, Percidae. Gene Ontology annotation, molecular function: glycerophosphodiester phosphodiesterase activity. The transcript is spliced from 18 exons.
AUGGAAUCAGGCGAGGCUGUGGUUGAGUGUAAGCUCGUGACCUGACUGAAGCUGGGGAAGCUAAAGGUGGUGCGGCGGCAGCUGCUGCAACGGUAUGAACACCAGCCGUUUGUCUCCUGCCUGGCCGGCCUCUACGGUUGCCAAUGGAGACGAUACCAAAGAGCCCGGGCACAGCCAGGAGAGUGCUGCUGCAGCAAGGUGGAGUGUGGCAGUUUUGGCCUCCUGAUUGUCACCUUUUUCCUGAGUUUUUUAUUCCUCUAUUUCUGGAGUGAAGCUCAGAACGACUACAUCGACUUUGACUGGUUUAACUUUGGGACUCUGGGUUUCUGGUUUCCCUGGUCUCGGGUCCUGCUGGUUGUUGCUGCUGCUCUCUUCACAUACAUCGCCUUACUAUUGGUGCUGGCAGUGUGUCUGCUUUCUGAGGGUCAGAGGCUAUACCUUCACUGGAGCCACAAGACUGGCAUCGUGGUGGCGUUGGCGUUCUCCGUCACAGCCACCGCCAUCUUGUCCGACAUUUGGAGCAAGGAAUGGAAGACUCUCCUUCUUUCCCUGCAGGUGACAGCACCUUUCCUCCAUGUGGCUGCAGUCUUACUAAUGGUGAUUCUGUCCUGGCCAAUAGCGUUGCAUUUCUUUCGCAUGAACAAGAAAGUGCGUCAGGUGGCUGUCCUAGGUCUCUACCUGUCCGUGCUGUUCUCUCUCUACCUGGUCCCUCUGGGAAUGUACUCACCCUGCAUUAAGGAGGCAGGAACGCUGGGACCCGCCCCGACGCUCAUCGGACACAGAGGAGCUCCAAUGCUUGCUCCAGAGAAUACUGUGAUGUCGUUUGAGAAGGCAGUGGAAGCUGGAGGAGAAGGACUGGAGACUGACGUCACCAUCAGCUAUGAUGGUGUUCCCUUCCUGAUGCACGACGCCACUCUGAAGAGAACCACCAAUGUCGCUGAGGUUUUCCCAAAUCGAACACACCUCGAUGCCUCAAUGUUCAGCUGGGCCGAGCUACAGCAGCUGAAUGCCGGCGACUGGUUCUUAUUGAGAGAUCCAUUUGGGACUGUGUCGUCCUUGUCUGAGGCCGACUGCUCCCAGGCCCAGAACCAGUCUGUUCCCUCGCUGGCCCAGUUUCUGGAGGUAGCGGCCUCUAGCGGCAGACUAGUGCUGUUUGACCUGCACAAGCCACCGUACGGACAUCCCUACAGCCAGUCAUACAUCAACACCACUCUGCAGGUGGUGCAGGCCCACAUCAACUCCUCACAGGUGCUGUGGCUUCCAUCUGAGGACAGGGAUCUGGUCUGGGCGGUGGACCCAGAGCUGCAGCAGACCUCUGGAGAAAAGGCAUCUAUUCAGGAACUGACUGACAGCCACAUCACCAGGCUGAACCUACACUACAGCACCAUGUCACAACAACAGUUCAGUAAGUACCAGUCAGUGAACAUCAGCACUAACCUGUAUGUGAUCAGCCAGCAGUGGCUCUACACUCUGGCCUGGUGUGCCGGAGCUCAGUCCGUAACCACCAACUCCAUCCACAUCCUGUCCAACAUCAACAAGCCGCUCUUCCUCAUGACUCCAGAAGAAUAUAGUUUGAUGUGGAUUCUGACCGAUGCUGUGUCAGCCUUCCUCAUCAUUGCUGUUUUCAUAUUCCAUUGGUGGAGAGAGAGAGGCCUGCCCUUCUGGUCAGGCAGCCGUCAGACUCAUGAGAACGGACCAUACAGCAAGUUCAGGACAGAGCUGAGUGAUGUGUGGUCCAUCUCCAGCGUAAUCGUCCGGCCCGACCUACGGAGCAUGCCCAGUUCACCCAGUACCCCUCACCUGCCCACCAUCACAGAGGAGUGACUGGGGGAGACACACAGAGAGAGAGAGAGAGAGAGAGAGAGAGAGAGAGGCAAGAAAGAGAAGUACAGAAAAUGAGAGAUAGAAAGAGAGAGAGAGAGAGAGAGAGAGAGAGAGAGAGAGAGAGAGAGGGUGUUCUUGAUUUCAAAUCAAGUGUUUUUAGAUAACAUAAUGCAAGGCAAUUUUAUUUACAUAGCAGCAUUCAGACAUGAAGCAUAUCAAAGUGCUUUAACAUCUAUCCUCUGGCAUACAGGAAGCCAGUGCAGUGAUCGAAUGCAUUAAAUAUUCAUGACUAAAUUAGCAACAAUCAAAUUGGAUUAAAAACCUUCUUGGUUAUUAUUUAUCAAGAGUUUAACACUGAAAAACUAGAUGUGGUUUGAGCCGAUUUGACAGAGCGCUGGCAACAUACUGCAAGCAAACAACUGUCAUCACAUUGGCAUUCAAAUGUAGUUUAAUUUGUGAUGUAAUCACCUUUUUCCAACUAAGCCCUGCCUGGUGCCAGAAGCUCAGAGAAACCCAAAAAUGCAGAAAUCCGUUGCAAAAAUAACCAAAACUGUUCUGUCUUUGGCAAAAAUUGUUCAUGUAAGAACUCAUCACUCAUAGUAAGAAGCUGAUUGAGAACAUGUGUUUGAAUGAAAAGAGAAAGGAUAACAGAGUCUUUGAAUAAGACAUUUACAUUAAAACAUUUUAUUCAGCUGAAAAAUGAGUCAUUCGAGUACAUCAGCGUCAUCAAAGUUGAGGAGAAAAAGGCCAAAGUGACCAAGAACAGAACAGAGAAACAUGUUCAGGUAAAGUAAGAGACAGCAUCCUCUCUCAGUGGGCCGACUGCCUGCAGGGACGUAGCUGCUGAACCAAACCUCAUUCACUGAUCUGCCAUCAGGGACGGAGCGGAGAGACUCCAGUGUCUAUUUCCAUACUAAAAUCUCAUAGAUGCCAUUCAAAAAAAAAAAAAAAAACUGGGUGGUGAGGACAGUUGAAUACAUGCUUGAGAACAUUUUCAUCAUUCAACGCCACCAGCUGAGCUCGACAACG